GAAAAACGUGACUACGUGGGGCAACAUUGCAGCCAAUGGUACAAAGUGAGUCAGACAACAGGAAACCAGCUGAACAUUGUGUUUCUCCUUCGCACAUUUUUCCCACAGCAAACAGCAUCAAACAGGGUCGCAGGAGCACAGAGGAGUCCCAGCUCUCUCCGGACAUGAGAGUGUCUCUGACAGGGAGGACGCGUUCAGGAAGCCAGCGAUAAAGCGGAGAAUGCGAAGAGGAAAACGAUGUGCUCCACGGAUAGAAACGCGGAGCUACAAACGACAUCGUCCGACCCGGCUCUUAUCCUGGAGCUGAAGACCAGGCGUCCACCGUCCUUGGAGGGCCGAGCGGGAUGCGAGACCUGGAGCGUGGACUUCUCCCCGGACGGAGCCUGGUUCGCCUGGUCGAUGGGACACGGGAUCGUGUGGGUGGUCGCCUGGCCCCUCGACUCCGAAGAUAGUCAGAAUGGAGAGACUGACAGAGGAGACAAGAGCUUCAGUUGUGGUCACCCAGUAUGGGGCCUCGCAUUCGGACCCAGACCUCCAAAAUCUACUGCGGCAGGACACCCAGCUAAAAGACCACCAAAAGGGAACAACAGCCUGCUUCUGGCCACAGGCUUGGAGAACGGGGUGAUCAAAAUCUGGAAUGUGUUAACAGGUGAUGCUGUGUUUGAUCUCCACGGCCACGAAGGUGUUGUGAGGGACCUGGUCUUCCCUCAGAACGGGACGCUCACGCUCAUAUCCUCUUCUCGGGACAAGACUUUGAGGAUUUGGGACCUGGCUCAUAAAGGUAAAAAGGUGCAGGUGCUUUCUGGCCAUAAAGACUGGAUCAGCAGCUGCAGUGUCUCAUCAGACUGCAGCAUGAUCGCCUCUGUCGGCAGAUUUGACAGAAUGGUGUGUCUGUGGAGUCUGCGGUCGUAUACGUUCAUGAGGAACCUGACAGGAGGGACCCGUAAGACCUUGUACCUCCUGUCUUCCUGUGACUUCUCUCCUGACGGGGCGCUGCUCGCCACCGCAGCCUUCAGUGGCUCCAGCUGGUGGAUCGACCUCUGGGACCCGUACACUGCAGAGAAACUGGCCACCCUGGUCGACUACUUUGAAGAUUACGGGCAAAACCAAAUCUCAGCAAUACAGUUUUCCCCCAACGGUUUGUACUUGGCGAUCGUAACUGACGACAGAGCUCUUCGGAUCUGGGAGCCAGGAAAGAAAGGGAUGGUGAUGCUGACCAAGGCAGACCGAGACUCUAAUGGACUCUGCUGCAACUACCAUCCAGGAGGGGGAGUGGUUGCCACGGGAACCAGAGACGGCCACGUGAGGUUCUGGAAGGCUCCGCGUACGGUGCCCAGCCUGUGCCACCUGUGCCGAUCCAUCCUGCGCCACUCGGUGUCCACACACCAGAUGGAGCCGCUGCCCCUCCCCAAGAGGAUUCUCGAGUACCUCACCUACAGAAACAUCCCCGACCACCUCAAGACCUGCUGCUCCUCAGAUGAAGAGGAGUGGGAAGGCUAAAUAGGAGCACUAACACAAUAACCACUGACAUUUACAGCAAGUGAUUGUUAUACACUAUCUCAUAAUAAUUUGUUUUUGUUUGCUAAUCGAGAUGCUUUCAAAGCUUGUUUGAGCACUGGAAGCAUCUCUCAGCCCUUGUCCACACAGCAUGCGUGAGCUACCUCGCUGAACUGCUGCAGCUCACACACAGAGAGCGUUUCUACUGCGGCGCUGCUAAUGCCAGCCCCGUCGUUCUACGUUGAGUUUCUUUGAUAAAUACGAUGAAAGCCUUGUUUACAAAUGAAUGGAUUCUGUCUACAGAAACACUAAGGAGCUUUUGAUUUCUGAAACAGAUGCAGGAAGUCUUGAGUUUGAAUUUUUUUCCCCCGUAUGUGACAUUCUAUAGCUAUACACUGAAACUGUAGUGAGAUGAGAACACUGGCUGCUCUGACCUGUCAACAUGAGCAGCAAAAAAAAGAA
Morone saxatilis (striped sea-bass) is the source of this 1959-nucleotide messenger RNA. It is a transcript of the gene wsb2, whose product is annotated as WD repeat and SOCS box containing 2. Gene Ontology annotation, biological process: intracellular signal transduction. Gene Ontology annotation, molecular function: protein binding. NCBI's taxonomy places the organism in Eukaryota, Metazoa, Chordata, Actinopteri, Moronidae. The transcript has 9 exons. The record is from RefSeq and is a predicted model, not a curated record. The coding region runs from base 238 to 1500 and encodes 420 amino acids.